AUGCCUUCAGAGCCAUAUAGGCCGCCCGGCGGUGACGAUUCAUCGACUUCCCCGGGCAGCAAGGACGCGCACCCGCCCGCAGCAGACACCACAACAACACAACGGCCGGUUCAGGAUAGCAAUGACAUGUCGGAAGUUUCACGUUCAACUGGUCGGUUCCAAGGACAGGCGAUGACUCAAGUUCCCAAACUGCUCCCUACCUUGCCUGCGUACUCUGCAUCUUCAUCGACCUGCAAUUCUACUGUCUCCUCCCGUGAAUCUUCUCCGGUCCGGACAUCCUCACGGAAGAACAAUCCCGGAUCGACCACUUCUACAUUGUCUCACACCCGUAAACCCAGCCAGGACCGCCUCUCUCCUGGUCGAGCUUCGAGCACCUCCCACUCUGCAACCCGUAUCCCGCCGCCUCCACCCAGCCAGCGUGCUUCUUCUUCACCUGUGCCGACUUCAAAUCCGCAAUCUCUCCUCCCCUCCCCCGCCUUCUCCGAACAAUCAACCAAUGUUCCCAAUACCGACAAACACAACAUCUCAUCCUGGGCGGGGAACCGACGUCCGGAGCAGGAUCCGUCCGCUUCGAAUAUCUCACACAAACGAGCGUCCCCCUCGCCGGUGGAAGAGUCGGGUAAGGCUGACCGUAGCAGCCACCGGCCAGCUGCAAGGGGCAUGAGUGGGCAAGGACUCUCUUUGGAGACGGUGCAAGAGAUGGCCAGUGAUCCAUCCACUCCGUCUAGCGAGACCGAUGUGAAGCCCACGACCCCGGAGGACGCCCGAUUACACACGAUUGAUGAGGAUACCACACCGCGGGCCUUUAAACACAAUCCAGAGAGUGGUAGCGAUUCUGGUGGCCAGUCAAGUAUCAAAGAGGAUAAGACGCCGGUCCCCGCUACAGGCACGGUGAAGAUGCCCCGCACAAUCAUACCGCAGCGUUCGUCGGCAUCUCUAAGUGCCAAUGCACGGGCCAAGCCUGCUGAUGGUUCCGUCCGAAAUAUGAUUGUCGAGACGGAAACGGUGACCUCGAUCCCGCAAGUCUCGCUAGGUGUGGUUCCCGGCGAGCGAGGAGGGACAAUUCGUGCCGACCCGGGAACCCUGCGUAUGAAGCCCUCCACAGAGACUAUACGACCACGCAAAGAAAAGAAGAAGACUCGCCGGUCCAAUCAUUUGACCAAUGGCCCGGGCACCAGCAAGGCUGAUAUCUUUGAAGCCAAGGUAGCUAGCGCUGUGGACGAAGCCGACGUGUCUGACUCUGAUGAGACUUUUGUGUACGAGUCAAAUCCUCCGGAUCCUUAUCCGUCUCGUCAGACACGAUACCACUCCAGGACGCCGAGCGCGACAUCGAUGGCGAGUCAGGUGGACCAACUGGCCGGUCGAGCCCGUGGGGCCAUGCGCGACGGUGCGCACAGCGUGACUGGCAAACGCAGCAUGAAAUUCACCAACAAUACAUACAACAGCAGUCUAGAUGGCGAAGUUCAGGAUGCAGAUGGCAGCCGAACAGGUAGCCGAGUCGAUGGCAGCGGUACCGUAACCCCUCGCCAUCACCAUGUGGGACGCCAUGGACGCAACGGUGUAUAUCCCUCCCUGUUUGAUGGGGAUGGGCCUUUCCCCCAGCCGCAAGGCUCGAUGAAGUCACCUCGCCAUUUUCUUGGCAGUGGAUAUCGCCAUUCCCGCAACAGCAACACGCGCUCUUCUCCAAAUUAUAAAGGUCCCGGCGGCAAGAGGACCAGCGAUGUAUAUGAUUUUGAUGCCGAAGGUGCCGAUGAUGAACGAACGCCCCUUGUGGGGACUACACGAACCUCUCGCAGUCGCCACGGACGUCGCCCCGGCAGUGCCAGUCUUAGGCAGAUGGAAUACAUGGCUCAGCGCGAAAGGGGCUGCCUUUCACGAUAUGGGUCGUGCGUCAUCUUUUUGCUGGUCAUGCUCAUCAUCGCUGGUGGCGCUGCCUCAUUCAUAGCUGCGGCCACGAAGACCCUGGUCGAUGUUCAGAUCCUCGAAAUUCAAAAUGUUUUGGCCUCGGAGCAAGAAAUAAUGCUCGACUUACUGGUCGAAGCUGUGAAUCCCAACAUCUUUCCAGUGACAAUAGAGGAUACCGAUCUCAACCUCUUUGCCAAGAGCCGACAUGUGGGUACAGAUAAUUCAUGGACAAGCAACGCCCCCGCCAUGGUCAACGACCAAACUCCACGCGUCAAGCAGAGUCGACAGCGAUGGUAUCUCUCACAGCUGGUCAAGUGCUUGGGUCGCACUGACUGUGUUGAGCAAGCCAUGGAUCGCUAUUCUAAGCCACACACUGGUGAUGGUGUUGACAAGGGCACGGAUCCCAUAAAUGACCCCGAGAGCGAUUCGCAAACCAUGCUUUUGGGACGUGUUUACCAUUUUGACUCACCGCUCUCUUUCGAGGCGUCUCCCUGGGGGCGUAUGUUGUCAGUCUCAAAGGGCCAAAUUCGACUCGCUCGGCCUGGCAAUAAGACGGAGGCAGGCGGCACCGAGCGAUGGGAGCGCGUUCUCCAGCAUCCGUUCGAUCUCAUUGUGCGCGGCACGGUCAAAUACCAACUUCCACUGAGCGCGCGCUACAAUUCCGCGUCUAUCAGCUCGACUCGCCGGGUCAUUCCUGACGAGGACAGCGGUGACGUUGACGGACCGAUCAGUUACAAUUCAACCCACCUUGGCCUCUUAUCACCAUCACAAACCUCUUCUUCAGCGGGCAUUCCUGCGGCAACGUAUCCUGUCGCCGACUCGGGCCGUCUUUCCGACCACGCUUCUGAGACACAACGUCGACAGACUGCAUCGUGA
Penicillium diatomitis is the source of this 2781-nucleotide messenger RNA. Its product is annotated as putative phospholipid metabolism enzyme regulator. The coding region runs from base 1 to 2781 and encodes 926 amino acids. The transcript has a single exon. Gene Ontology annotation, biological process: vacuole inheritance; positive regulation of phosphatidylinositol biosynthetic process; protein localization to vacuolar membrane. Lineage: Eukaryota; Fungi; Ascomycota; Eurotiomycetes; Eurotiales; Aspergillaceae. Gene Ontology annotation, cellular component: fungal-type vacuole membrane; PAS complex. The record is from RefSeq and is a predicted model, not a curated record.